Molecule: messenger RNA, 507 nt
Organism: Alternaria burnsii
Lineage: Eukaryota; Fungi; Ascomycota; Dothideomycetes; Pleosporales; Pleosporaceae
Exons: 2
Coding region: 1-507 (168 amino acids)
Source: RefSeq, a predicted model, not a curated record
AUGUCUGUCCUAGUCGCCACUAAUGACAUAUGCUGGUACAUCAAUUCUGGUGUAGCCCACCCUCUCAUUGUAGAAGCAAACUGCUCCUUUCCAACCCUAGAAUGCAUUCGCAAGGCCAAAACCUGCGGCCUCUUGCUGAUUAAGGAAAGGGAGGAUAAAUACUUGCUCAACAUACACAAAGAAGAAGCUCAAGCCAACGCAAUAAGACCCACGAAAGAAGCCCGUAAUGAAUCCGCCACCAAUGGUUUCUCCAAAGCUUGGAUAUACGAUACCAUGGCUAGCAAUCCACCGGUGUGUAGCACUGUCAAUAUACAUCAGCAUAAUUAUUCCACAGAUUACAUCGUCAAUGCCGGCUGUAUCGUUGCUGAAUGCACGCCACCGCCGUCACUUUCAGCCGGCCCCAGCAUUCCCAUUCAACGACUCAGUAUCGGUGAUGGAGUAGCACAAUACGACUUGACAGCUGAUGGUGUAUUCAUUACCAUCAUGUUGCUCAUUUGCUUCAUCUAA